This is a messenger RNA of Cucurbita maxima (winter squash), 923 nucleotides long. RefSeq names its product 50S ribosomal protein L18-like. Gene Ontology annotation, biological process: translation. Gene Ontology annotation, cellular component: ribosome. The record is from RefSeq and is a predicted model, not a curated record. Lineage: Eukaryota; Viridiplantae; Streptophyta; Magnoliopsida; Cucurbitales; Cucurbitaceae. Bases 346 to 690 code for a protein of 114 amino acids. Gene Ontology annotation, molecular function: structural constituent of ribosome; 5S rRNA binding. The transcript has 3 exons.
AACCCUAAUCUUGUUAUUCUUCUUCACGCCAGCUCCUCCUCCAUUUUAGCAUCUCAUUGUCACCGCCGCCUCCCGCCCGUAAACUGCUGCCGCCGUCGCCGUCUUUCUUCCAUUAGUUUCGCCUCAGCUUUCCUCCUGGUCGUUUUGUACCGAUUUUAUACUUCCUUGUUAUAGUGGACUCAUUUUGCUUGAUUGGAGGUUAUUUCAAUAUGUUGCCUUGUUUUGUGGGCUCCUAUUUAUUUGCCCUUACCAACAGUAAUGAGUCACAUGUAUCAUCACUUAUCAAAGGGCCACUAUGAAGGAAUAAAAAACAAGAGCAUUGUUGAAUUGGACUAGUCAAGGGAGAUGGUGAUUCCUCCUCCAGUUAGGCCACCAAGAUUAACCCAGUAUCUAAAGCCGUAUGUCUUGAAGAUGCACUUCACAAACAAGUAUGUUAGUGCUCAAGUGAUCCACUCCGAAACAGCCACAGUUGCUUCAGCUGCAAGCUCCCAAGAGAAGGUGCUGCGGUCGAGCAUGGAGUCAACAAGGGAUGUGGCUGCUGCUGCAAAGAUUGGGAAAUUGUUGGGAGAGAGGCUUAUGCUCAAGGGAAUCCCAGCUGUUUGUGUACACUUGAAAAGAGAACAGAAAUAUCAUGGUAAGGUCAAAGCUGUCGUUGAUUCUGUGAGGGAAGCAGGCAUUAAGCUGCUUUAAUUUUAUUCUUCUCGGUUCAAUUUGCUUCAUUUUGGGUCCUCCUUUGCCUGAUUUGUUGUUGGGUUUCAUCAAUCACUGCCCAAUAUUAUCAUCUUUAGUUUGGAUUGGCAACCUGAUGAGAUGCAUUAUUGGACUUUGCUUUGAUCACAGUUCACAAGUGAGCUUGAUUGUGAGUAGUGUUUUUUCCUGCCAGCUUUUUUGUCAAAUAAAUAAUAACUAAGAGACUUUAUAUA